CGCAGUCAGGGAAGAAGAAGAAGCGCCAAGAUUUUGUCGAGGACCCAGGCCCAGACUGUCAAGGAGGAGAGAGAUGAGGGACCAGAGGAGGCCUCUACCAGCAGUGCCAGUGCCAGUACCAGCGCCAGUCCACCUCCAGCGAAAAGAGCACCAAUAGCUGAACUGUUCGGAGACAUGUUCCCAACAUAUCUUGGAACAUCACCAAAGCCUUUCCGUCUAGAGGUGGAAGAGGAGGAAUACAUGCCUAAUUGCAAGUCUUCAUCUGUUUGUAAUUCUGCAAACAUGCCAGGAGAACCCACUAUGAUGAACUCAGAAAAGAUUAAUGAUGAGAAUUUGGUAUCUCCAAGAAUCUCCACUGGUCAGCCAGCUUCAUCUGGUAUUCACCGCACUUGCAAACAAAGGCAAAAAACAAUUUACCACUGCUCCGAGUGUGGGAAAAGCUUUAGUAAUGAAGAAAAUCUCAAAACACACCAACGCACCCACACAGGAGAGAAACCGUAUCACUGCUCACAGUGUGGUAAGAGUUUUACUCAAAAAGGACAUUUUGUGCAACACCAAAGGAUUCACACAGGAGAGAAGCCGUAUCACUGCUCACAGUGUGGUAAGAGUUUUCCUCAAAGAGGAUAUUUUGUGCAACACCAAAGGAUUCACACAGGAGAGAAGCCAUAUCACUGCUCACAAUGUGGUAAGAGUUUUACUCAAAGAGGACAUUUUGUGCAACACCAGAGGAUUCAUACGGGAGAAAAGCCGUACCACUGCUCACAGUGUGGAAAAAGCUUUACUCUCCUAGGAACUCUCAAAACACACCAGCGCAUUCACACAGGAGAGAAACCAUAUCACUGCUCACAGUGUGGAAAAAGCUUUAGGGAGAGAGGAAAUUUCAUAAUACACCAGCGCCUUCACACAGGUGUGAAGCCGUAUCACUGCUCACAGUGUGGUAAGAGUUUUAAUCAAAGAGGACAUUUUGUGCAGCACCAAAGGAUUCACACAGGAGAGAAGCCGUAUCACUGCUCACAGUGUGGUAAGAGUUUUAGCCGUGAGGACACCCUCAAACAACACCACCGCAUUCACACAGGAGAGAAGCCAUAUUACUGCUCACAGUGUGGAAAAAGCUUUAGUUUCCUAGUAACUCUCAAAAACCACCAGCGCAUUCACACAGGAGAGAAACCGCAUCACUGCUCACAGUGUGGAAAAAGCUUUAUUGAUAGAGGAGCUCUCAAAAAACACCAGCACAUCCACACAGGAGAGAAGCCCUAUCACUGCACACAGUGUGGAAAAAGCUAUAGGGAUAGAGAAAGUUUCAAAACACACCAGUGGGUUCACACAGGAGAAAAGCCGUAUAGCUGCUCACAGUGUGGGAAGAGUUUUUCUGAGAGAGGAAAUUUCAGGAAACACCAGCGCAUCCACACAGGAGAAAAGCCGUAUUACUGCUCGCAUUGUGGUUUGAGCUUCACUUAUUCAAGCACACUUAAGAAACACAAGUGCAUUACAGUGGAGCUGUCGGUAUGCAACACAUGAAUUUGUCAAGUUAAAAAAUUUAAUUACUAUUAUGGAUGUAAGAAUAUACUGUGGUCACAAUUCGUUUUGAUUCACGGUACUGGUGUCAUGAUUUGAUUCAAAUUGGUUAUUUUGAACAAAAUUUGAAUGAAAAUUGACUGAAAAGACUUUCUAAAUAAAAAAAAACAUGCAAAGCAAUUUUUUUCUGGAUAAAGCUAAAAAAAUGCUAUGUUUAAUAUAUAUGCUUAAUAGAGGUUUAAUAUUGUAAACAAAAUGUGCUACAGUUUCGCCAUAUCUUAGAAAUAAAUAAAUACAUUUAUAAAUUCUCUCAAAAUCUGAUUGAACAAACAGCGUCUCUGACUGGGGAAAAUGAUCUUGUGAGACGUAAUAAACAACAUAGUAGCAUAAACAGCAAUACCUGAGUCAUCAUUUUAAUUGGAAAUGGAGCUCCAAAGUCAGCUAAAAUGCCUGUAUGUUGCAAACAUGAUUUGUGAACGAUGCCUUUCAUAUAGCUCCAGAUUGUGACUUGAUAUAUUGAAAAAGACUGAAUGCACCAGCAAUUCAUCAUGAAAAAAUCUCUGGUACAUUACAAGUUCCGAUUUUCUCCUCUAUGCCUUUUGCUGUAGUUUGUAUUGUAAUGGAAAAUGUUUAAGUGUUUAAGAAGAUUUUAUUCAGUCAUCUAAGCAGAAAAUUUUUUUGUGUGUGUACAUGACUGUGUGCAUUCAUUUGGUGUCUGUUAUGAUAAUGCUUGCAUGUAAACCCAGCUUCAAGUUUUUCACAUAUUCCCACUAUAAAGGGAGCAUGAAAGAGAUGAGAUGUGCUCUUCACUGAAGUAGAGAGUCCUAUCUUGCAGGAUUGAAUAAAACCUAUUUCUUCUGUG
Messenger RNA from Neoarius graeffei (lesser salmon catfish), 2377 nucleotides. RefSeq names its product zinc finger protein OZF-like. The coding region runs from base 175 to 1518 and encodes 447 amino acids. The transcript is spliced from 3 exons. Gene Ontology annotation, cellular component: nucleus. Gene Ontology annotation, biological process: central nervous system development; regulation of transcription by RNA polymerase II. NCBI's taxonomy places the organism in Eukaryota, Metazoa, Chordata, Actinopteri, Siluriformes, Ariidae. Gene Ontology annotation, molecular function: RNA polymerase II cis-regulatory region sequence-specific DNA binding; DNA-binding transcription factor activity, RNA polymerase II-specific. The record is from RefSeq and is a predicted model, not a curated record.